CUAGUAACCGCUUGGUGCCGCCUGUGGGAGAAACGCGGAAGAAGAGUUCAUUCAAGGCGUUUGGUGAUCCGCACGGACAGGACACACACGUACACGAGUUCCCCCCCGGUAAACAUGCUAUCGUGAAGCUUCUCCAAUGCGCCCUCGCGUUUUCCUCUCAUUCACAGCGGUUUCGAGUGGAGAUGUCUGGACACACAGCACUGCAUGGACUGAUACUCUUAUAUUCAAUUCACCCGCUCGUGCUCGCAGAGAAACCGGAUGAUGGCUGUGGUCAUUAUGUCCUGGGCCAAGAGAGUGGUGUCCUGUCCUCUAAGAACUACCCAGGAACUUACCCCAACAACUCCUGGUGUGAAUGGCGGAUCCGUGUACCCAUCGGCCACACGAUCAUCCUCAAGUUUGGAGACCUGAACAUGGAGAAGAAGGACUGCGAGUCAGACUAUUUAAAGGUUCUAAAAGGAUCAUAUGGGGCGGAAAAUGUGUACUGGGAGUACUGCGGGGGUCCGAUGCCCAAGCCUACGCAGAUUCACACAGACUCCAGCGAACUGACUGUCCGCUUUCGUAGCAGCCAGCACAUCUCUGGAAGAGGAUUCCUGCUGUCAUACUCCACAGAAAACCACAAAGAGCUGCUGACAUGCUUGGACAGAGGCAGUCAUUUCCCAGCAUCACAGUACAGGAAGUACUGUCCGGCCGGAUGUGCAGCGGUGACGGGAGACGUGUCUGGGGACAUUUCCCUGGGCUACAGACAUACAUCAGUUUUGUGUAAAGCAGCGGUGCAUGCUGGGGUCAUCAUGGACCAGUUUGGAGGACCAAUCACAGUGGAGGAGCGCCGAGGGCUCAGUCACUACCCUGCGGUCAGAGCCAACGGCGUCCAGUCAAAAGAUGGCUCGUUGUCUGAAACCCUCUUCACGUUUGUGACAAACGAUUGCAGCCAGCAGACUGUUCUUCUUCAUCCAGUGGGCUCUACUACAAGCUUGUCAUCACACAACAUCUCCUCCGAUGGGUCUGAAGUGGACUGGUCCCCUAACAGUACCCAACGGGGUAUCUCUGAUGAACUCAACCAUAACCAUCCACAGUGGCUACAGAUUGAUCUGGGAGAAAAGAGGAGGAUCACAGGCAUUCUGACCACAGGCUUGACUAUCGCAAACAUCGAAUAUUUUGUGAAAAACUACAAGAUCGAGUACAAGGAGAGGAACCGCUGGCGGACAUUUGUCCAGUACAAUAACUCUGAUGAUAUGACUUUUGAAGGAAAUACUGACAGCCUCCACCAAACACGCAACACCUUCCAUCCCUCCAUCGUAGCACGAAGCGUUCGUGUCGUACCUCAACAGUGGCACAGAAUAAUUGCCAUGAGAGUGCAGCUACUGGGCUGUCCUUAUGUUAAACCCAUCCAAGUGAAUUCAUCGUCUCAGGUGACACAGGAGGCCCAGCCGACACAGCCCAUUCACAAUGACAUGACCAAACCAGUGCCCUCUCAGGCUGAUCUUGUUAAUUUGGUUGUAAUAAUUGUGCCCACCAUUCUUCUUGUGGUCCUGAUCCUGGUGGGAAUCUGCUUGGUUAAAAUGCUGUACAAUAAGAAGACAAAGGAGAACACGUACGGCUCUGCAGAGACACAUCAUACAGGCUGUUGGAGACAGAUAAAACAGCCGUUUGCCAGACACCAGUCCACAGAGUUCACCAUCAAAUACAGCUCUGAGAAAGACCCCAUCCAGAAGCUGGACCUGGUAACCAGGGAAAUGGCAGCCGAAUACCAGCAGCCACUCAUGCUUGGCACGGACACUGUGUCUCGAAAAGGCUCGACGUUUAGGCCCAUGGACACCGAGGCCAAAGACAAGGACAGCGAGGCUACUUCUCACUACGACCAACUGCAGACGGGCAUCCAGUACGCCUUGCCACUGACCAAUCAGGAGCCAGAGUACGCCACGCCCAUCAUCGAGCGCCACGCCUUCCGCAAAGAUCCCUUCCUUCCUGAUCCCAGCUACAGCGUCCCAGGGGUGGUACUAAACAAAAGCCCGUCGUUUCGAGCAGUAGAGGGCGGUAAUUGCAGGAAAGUGAUCGGAGGACUGGCUGGGGGCUACCAGACUCCCCAAGUCAAGCUAGACCGGGGGAAUUACCCAGAGGACAUCUACGACAGCCCUAAAAUCCAGAAGCCCGUCGUGAAGAACGGUAGUUGCUCGGCGUACCAAAGACCCCAGAUUAAGUCCCCGGAGCAGGAGUGCUAUUCCACUCCGAGAGACUGCGUCAGACUGCCCUUCUCUGGACUCAGACCCGACCCGGAGGGCAGCAGCUCAGAGGGAAGCUGAGAAGAACUAUACUGUGAUGUUCCUGAUUUACCUGACUCAACAAAAUCACCUCCAGACUCUUCUUAACUUAUUUGUGUAUGAGGGACUCCUUGUUUGUGUAUUUCUGCAGUUGUAAAGGACAGCGGAGGCCGUGAUCAGUUUGUGUAAUUUAAAGGGUUUUUUUGUAUAUGCGAGAUGCUUUGUCUUGACGAAUCAAGAUAUUUU
This is a messenger RNA of Rhinichthys klamathensis goyatoka, 2504 nucleotides long. It is a transcript of the gene dcbld1, whose product is annotated as discoidin, CUB and LCCL domain containing 1. The record is from RefSeq and is a predicted model, not a curated record. NCBI's taxonomy places the organism in Eukaryota, Metazoa, Chordata, Actinopteri, Cypriniformes, Leuciscidae. The transcript has 15 exons. The coding region runs from base 183 to 2300 and encodes 705 amino acids.